This is a messenger RNA of Gossypium raimondii (Peruvian cotton), 1380 nucleotides long. RefSeq lists its product as uncharacterized. The record is from RefSeq and is a predicted model, not a curated record. The transcript has 6 exons. The coding region runs from base 663 to 1280 and encodes 205 amino acids. NCBI's taxonomy places the organism in Eukaryota, Viridiplantae, Streptophyta, Magnoliopsida, Malvales, Malvaceae.
AUUACGCCCAAAACAAAACCCUAGAGAAAGCAAUUUAAGCAAACAGAAGAAGAAGAAGAUCUUAGUCGUUGAUCUGAAGUCUAUCAUGGUGUCUCGAUAUUAGGGUUUUUAAGUUCUAUACUACCUUUUAUAUAAUCUAUCUCCUCCUCCUCCCUCUUUAGCCGUCUUUCCUUCCCUCCCUCUCAGAUCAAAGCUUCAAAAUGUAGGUUGGUUUUAUUUUGAUGACAAUUUUAGCAGAUCCAACGGCUAAUCCCUGUUUUUCUCCGGUUCAAAUUCGGCUUCAUUUUUCGCUACCUUUGUAAAUUGCCGCGAAAAACCCUAACCCUAACCCUAAAGCUCCUCAACUUUUCUCAAUGACGAAGGUUCACGGAACCGGCGUUUACGACUUCAAGCGCUGCCAUGUGGCGGAGUACCUGGUUGAGUUAGCCGACAAACCGAAAAUGAAACCUCCUCACAGUUCAUCCCUUCUGAGCUCUAUUACUUUGUCUGAAAUCUAGCGGGACCAGCUGACUAGAAUAGCAGCCGCGAAUUGGCUGAGAAGCGGUAGUUCGAAGCCUGAAAAGCCAUUCGACCCUCAGCUGGUUAAGGAUAUUUAUGAGACCGAGCUUACGGUGAAGUCGGAAGGGAAGUCUCAGAGGAAAACUGUGCCGUUGCAGAGGGUUAUGAUAUUGGAGGUUAGUCAGUAUUUGGAGAAUUACUUAUGGCCGAAUUUUGAUGCUGAGACGGCUUCGUAUGAGCAUGUCAUGUCCAUGAUUUUGAUGGUCAAUGAGAAGGGAAGAGAAUUAACCAUUGCAGAGAAAACGAAUUAUCUGGUUUUCAUGAUCAAUGCUUUUCAGAGUUUGGAAGAUGAAAUUGUCAUGGAAACUGUCCUUAGAUUAGCAAGUCUGCGAUCUUGGCACAGUUUGUCGUAUGGUCAUUUUCAGAUGGAACUUUGUCUAAAUCCAGAUUUGAUCAAGAAAUGGAAAAGAAUGAUAAAGAAAGAAUCUGAUGAUGCCAAGAAGCUAGGAGUGCAUCUUGAUCCCUUAUCUUCAUUGGAAGCUAACUUAUUGAGAAAUCUGAUAGAAGAGUUUCUUGAGGUGCUUGAUCAUAAGGUUUUUACCCAGAAGAAUCCUGUCAGUGAAGAUGAUGAACGUAAUGCUUCUAGUAUUUUCGAUCAAGUUGAUGAUGCUUCUAUUUUGUACUGUGAAAGGUUUAUGGAGUUUCUCAUUGAUUUAUUGAGUCAGCUGUCAACAAGGAUGUAUCAUUGCCCUGCAACAGGAUCCUAUCCUCUUAGCUUUUAACUGAUUUGUUUUCUUAUUGUAAGAAUAUUUUUACCAUUGUAACUUUUAACAUUAUGAAUUUGAAGUACUAUUUAGAUUUGCUGUUUUUGAUUGGAUUUCA